AUGGUAAGAACAUCCAUUAAUUUUUCUAGGGACUUGGAAAGUUUGUUGAAGUUGGAAGAGUUAUCAAGAUCAAUUAUGGUCCUUAAGAAGGUAAAUUGGCCACUAUUGUUGAAAUCNUUUUAAAAGUAUAGUUUCUGAUUAAAUUUCAAAGAAGAAUAGAGAAAGAAAGAGAUGUAUGA
Paramecium pentaurelia is the source of this 179-nucleotide messenger RNA. The record is from the annotation of a GenBank genome assembly. NCBI's taxonomy places the organism in Eukaryota, Ciliophora, Oligohymenophorea, Peniculida, Parameciidae.